AUGAGCUCCCUAUUCAGACCCCACAUAAUCACUUCUUUUCAACCAGGUCAUACAAUCACUCCGAUACGAUGCAUCUCGUCCAUAACCAAGUUUGAUACCAGGAAGUUUGUUCAAACUUUACAAGAGAAAGGUGGGUUUGAUUCCAAGCAAGCUGAGGCUGCAGUCACUGUUGUCAACGGUGCCAUCAACGACGGUAUCUACUCCAUCACAAACAACCUAGUCACAAAGGAAACCCUAUCGUCUAUUGCAUAUCAGCAAAAAGUUGAUUUUGCAAAAUUGAAAGGGGAAUUACAAACAAUGGAUAAAUCCGAGUUCACUACCUUGAAAAAGGAACAGGAGAAGUUGAGAACGGAUUUGACAAAUUUAAAGAACCGAUUGAAAGAGGAAAUCACAAAGAAUCAAGCCAGUGUGAGGCUAGAUUUGAACUUGGAAAAGGGCAGAAUCAGAGAAGAAAGUUCGAUUAAUGAAUUAAAAAUCGAGGACACUUUCAGUAGAAUUGACGAAGAAGUAGCAAACAUGCAGCUGCAAAUCAAGUCAGUGAAAACUCAAGUCUUACAGUGGUUAAUGGGUGUUAGUACCGGUACUUUGGCAGUCCUAUUAGCUGUUGGAAGGUUUUUAUAUUAG
Molecule: messenger RNA, 624 nt
Organism: Lodderomyces margitis
Lineage: Eukaryota; Fungi; Ascomycota; Pichiomycetes; Serinales; Debaryomycetaceae
Exons: 1
Coding region: 1-624 (207 amino acids)
Cellular component (GO): mitochondrion
Source: RefSeq, a predicted model, not a curated record